UUGAGAGUGGAAGAGGGAGGAUAGUUUCCAGUGCAAUGGAGGUACAGAGUGUGCAAGCUAUUGCCUUCUCAUCUCUCACCACCAACACCAUCCCUGCUGAAUUCAUCAGGCCAGAGAAGGAACAGCCUGCUCUCACCACAUUCCGCGGCCCGGCCCCGGAGAUCCCAACCGUCGAUCUCUGCGACCCAGAUCAGGGGAACCUGGUCCGUUUGAUCGCAAAUGCUAGUAAAGAGUGGGGGAUAUUCCAGGUUGUCAACCACGGGAUACCUUCUGAUGUCAUCAGCAACUUGCAGGCUGUCGGAAAACAGUUCUUCGAACUCCCGCAGGAAGAAAAAGAAGCAUACGCCAAGCCCUGCGGCGCCCAGAGCGUGGAAGGCUACGGAAACAAACUCCAGAAAGAUCCCGACGGAAAAAAAGCUUGGGUGGAUCACCUUUUCCAUAGGACUUGGCCACCUUCGGUAGUCAACUACCGUUUCUGGCCCAAGAACCCUCCUUCUUACAGAGAGGCGAACGAAGUGUACGCAAAUUACGUACGUGAGGUGGCGGAUAAACUGUUCACAUGCCUCUCUCUGGGGUUAGGGCUGCGAGGAGAUGCACUAAAAGAAGCAAGCGGCGGGGAGGAGAUGGAAUUCAUGAUGAAAAUAAAUUAUUACCCACCAUGUCCUCAGCCUGAUCUAACGCUUGGAGUGGUGGCCCACACAGAUUUCUCCGCCCUUACCCUUCUUGUGCCUAAUGAGGUCCCCGGACUCCAGGUUCUCAAGGAUGACCGUUGGAUCGAUGCCAAGUACAUCCCUAAUGCCCUUAUCGUCCAUAUUGGUGACCAGAUUGAGAUUAUGAGCAACGGCAAAUACAGGAGCGUGUUGCAUAGGAGCACAGUGAACAAAGAGAAGGCGAGGAUGUCGUGGCCUGUAUUCUUAGAGCCACCGGCAGAAUUUGUGGUGGGACCGGUGCCCGAGCUGGUUAACGAAGAAAACCCUCCCAAAUACAAGCCGAAGAAGUUCAAGGACUACGCUUUUUGUAAACUCAACAAGCUUCCCCAGUAACUAAUCCUACCAAGUAUCACGUCAAAGCAAAUUGAAACCAUGCGCGCUGCAUCUACGAGGUUUUCGUAUUGAAUGCAUGUAGUGGGCGUUCUAUAAUAAUAAUAAAAAGUUUGUUUCUUUUUCACUGCUAAUCAUAAACAUGUAUUGAAACUAUAAUUAUGCUUCAAGGACAUUCUUGUUUAAAGCCAUUUAAUUUUGAUUUAAUGCGAAGUACUACCCUUUUGAGUCGA
Corylus avellana is the source of this 1273-nucleotide messenger RNA. RefSeq names its product flavonol synthase/flavanone 3-hydroxylase-like. The record is from RefSeq and is a predicted model, not a curated record. NCBI's taxonomy places the organism in Eukaryota, Viridiplantae, Streptophyta, Magnoliopsida, Fagales, Betulaceae.